AUGGGUGUUUACCAUUGUGACAUUAAACCAGAGAACAUUCUAUUAGAUGCUUCCGAUAAUGUCUACCUAUGCGAUUUUGGGUUGGCAACGGACUCUAAAUACCUGGCACCUAAUGUGUGCGUCGGAAGUUUCUACUACAUGGCACCAGAGAGAAUAUUGUACUCUAGCGCUCCUUUAGAAACUGAAACUGCUGUUCUGCCUACAGCUACAAGUGAUAUCUGGUCCCUAGGUAUUAUAUUGAUCAACUUAGUAUGCAUGAGAAACCCAUGGUUGAAGGCUCACCAAGGUGAGGAUG
This is a messenger RNA of Ogataea philodendri, 295 nucleotides long. RefSeq lists its product as uncharacterized. Gene Ontology annotation, biological process: protein phosphorylation; MAPK cascade. Lineage: Eukaryota; Fungi; Ascomycota; Pichiomycetes; Pichiales; Pichiaceae. The record is from RefSeq and is a predicted model, not a curated record. The transcript has a single exon. The annotation marks the transcript as partial. Gene Ontology annotation, molecular function: MAP kinase kinase activity; ATP binding.